GAACCACACCACCAACCGCCCGCUUCCAAUGCCUUGACUCAUAAUUCUUCAACCUCGACUUUCUUAAUUGUUUCCUCUCCCACUGGGCCCUUCCCAUUCCUGACCUUCUCGCCAAACCACCAUGGCGACCAAAAUCAUGCCCAUGAGGCCUGGCUCCAGUGCCAUUCGCUCCAUCUCGAGACGGAGACCCUCGUGCUCACAACAAUUUUCCACCACCGCUCCCACCGCAGCUCUUUCACCCUACCGAAAAUCACAAAAAACCACAUCCGACCAAAAAAGAAGACCUGCCACCACUGCGGCAGCUCAAGCACAAUCAACCCGACCUCUCCCCAGUCCAGCCUUCAACAAUGACUUUCGACGUACCGAGCCCUCCCCGUUGGUCAAUCGCCAACAACCCGAGCUCGAUGAUUCAUUCGUUGGUCUCAGUGGAGGAGAAAUCUUCCACGAGAUGAUGCUCCGAUUAGGCGUCAAGCAUAUGUUCGGCUACCCUGGUGGUGCCAUUCUGCCAGUCUUCGAUGCCAUCUACAAUUCAAAACACUUCGAAUUCGUCCUCCCGAAACACGAACAAGGUGCAGGCCACAUGGCAGAGGGCUAUGCAAGAGCAUCUGGAAAACCUGGUGUGGUCUUGGUGACUUCUGGCCCAGGUGCCACGAAUGUCAUUACUCCGAUGCAAGAUGCGCUCUCUGAUGGAACUCCCAUGGUCGUAUUCUGUGGUCAAGUGCCCACCACUGCCAUUGGCACAGACGCCUUCCAAGAAGCCGACGUUGUGGGGAUCUCAAGAGCCUGCACCAAGUGGAACGUCAUGGUCAAGAACGUUGCAGAACUACCAAAACGUAUCAAGGAGGCAUUCGAGAUUGCCACGUCAGGACGACCGGGUCCUGUCCUUGUUGACUUGCCCAAGGAUGUGACUGCUGGCAUCCUUAGACGGCCAAUUCCCAUGCAAUCCACUUUACCCUCGCAUCCUUCCGCUGCCACUCUGGCGGCGAGAGAAAUGUCGAGAAAACAGUUGGAAGGUACCAUCUCCCGCGUGGCAGACUUGGUCAACAUUGCCAAGAAGCCUAUCAUUUAUGCUGGAAAUGGUGUUUUGGGUAGCCCCGAAGGGCCAGGUCUCCUCAGAGAGCUGUCGGACAAGGCGUCUAUUCCCGUAACAACGACUCUGCAAGGGCUGGGCGGUUAUGAUGAACUUGACCCCAAGUCAUUACACAUGCUUGGAAUGCAUGGCGCCGCAUACGCCAACAUGGCGAUGCAGGAAGCCGAUCUGAUCAUCGCCUUGGGCGCUCGGUUUGACGACCGUGUGACUCUCAACAUCGCCAAAUUCGCCCCUCAAGCCAAGGCUGCCGCAGCUGAGAAGCGGGGUGGCAUUGUUCACUUCGAAAUCAUGCCCAAGAACAUCAACAAGGUCGUACAGGCCACCGAAGCCGUAGAGGGAGAUGUCACCACCAACCUGGCCGAGCUCAUCCCCAAGGUCAAGGCCGUAAAAGAUCGACCUGAGUGGUUCGCUCAAAUCAAUGACUGGAAGAAGCGAUUUCCCUUGAGCGCAUACGAGAAGGGCACACCCGACGGCUUGAUCAAGCCGCAAGAAUUGAUUGAAAAGUUGUCCGACAUGACGGCCAACAGGAAACAUGAGACUAUCAUCGCAACUGGUGUCGGACAACAUCAAAUGUGGGCCGCUCAACACUUCCGAUGGCGAUACCCUCGAACCAUGAUUACCUCUGGUGGUCUGGGCACUAUGGGCUUCGGUCUUCCUGCUGCCAUUGGCGCCAAGGUUGCCCGACCAGAUGCCCUCGUGGUUGAUAUCGACGGAGACGCUUCGUUCAACAUGACUUUGACCGAACUGAGCACCGCUAACCAGUUCAAUAUCGGUGUCAAGGUCAUUGUCUUGAACAAUGAAGAACAGGGUAUGGUCACUCAAUGGCAGAGCUUGUUCUACGAGGAUCGAUUCGCCCACACGCACCAGAAGAACCCCGACUUUGUCAAGCUCGCCGAGGCGAUGGGUGUCCAGGCCCGACGAUGCAUCAAGCCUGCCGAUGUUGAAGCAAGCCUUGAAUGGUUGAUCAGCGGAAGUGGCGACGGACCAGCUCUUCUCGAAGUCGUUACUGACAAGAAGGUGCCUGUCCUGCCCAUGGUGCCUGCUGGCAAGGCUCUCCACGAAUUUUUGGUUUAUGAUGAAGCCAAAGAAAAGGAGCGAAGAGCUCUCAUGAAGCAGAGAUCCGGUCAUUGAGCAGCAUAAUCACCAUAAUUUUCCGUUGAAUACCCCAAUCUAGGAGGACGAUCUGUAUAGGCGACGUACGCAUUCAUGAUUUCGCAGAAGCUUGAGACAUUGCACAAUUCCAGUGCAGAACCAGGCUCUCUUUGAAGAAUCCGACUAUUAUGUUGGAAGAAGAAAAGUGCACAAAAAGUUUGGCAGGAGUGUGAUUUUGAAACGGCUGUCGCAUGGGACCAUACAUGAUAUGAUCCCACAGUCAGUCUACGGGGUACAUAGCGUCGUUUUGAUCAGCCUGAAAACCAACGUUGAGCAUUUUGUCAGCCCUGCAUCUGAUUGUCUAUUUCUUUCGUAAUAUUUAACUUGUG
Messenger RNA from Exophiala oligosperma, 2571 nucleotides. Its product is annotated as acetolactate synthase, large subunit, biosynthetic type. Gene Ontology annotation, biological process: L-valine biosynthetic process. Gene Ontology annotation, cellular component: mitochondrion; acetolactate synthase complex. The record is from RefSeq and is a predicted model, not a curated record. The coding region runs from base 122 to 2221 and encodes 699 amino acids. Gene Ontology annotation, molecular function: acetolactate synthase activity; thiamine pyrophosphate binding; flavin adenine dinucleotide binding. The transcript has 3 exons. Lineage: Eukaryota; Fungi; Ascomycota; Eurotiomycetes; Chaetothyriales; Herpotrichiellaceae.